AAAAUGAUCGGCUGAAUUGAUGGCGACAUAUGUCCGCCCUGCGAGAGCGUUAGUGAACCAUGGCGGCUGCUCCUUCCACCUCGACCUCAACUCUAGACGACAGUGCUUCAAGGCCCAGCCAGGAUGGUGAACAACUCUUGGACGUAUCCGUGCUCAAGGAUAUCGCUAGGAAAGACCUUGUUGACGCUCUAAAUUCAUUGGGUUAGGUGAAUGGUGCAAAGACACUCGUCUUGGACCCUUCGUUAGCAGGGCCAUUGAGCUUGGUUACGGAAGUGACUUUACUCAAGCCGACGCAAUAUAGCAUCAUGGUGUGGACAAGAUGUUCUGGCUAGAACCCGGUCCUCUGUCGGCGACUUCGCCGAACAUUAUCUAUCUUUGCAGGCCUAUGAUUAAGUGGAUAAAGAUUAUUGCAGACCAGAUUAAGCGACACGCAAGGGAGGGUCAAAGCUACACAUAUACUCUGCUUCUGGUACCUCGUAUUUCCACUCUUGUCAAGAGAAUACUAGAGGAGGAAGGUGUCCUGGGCGAUGUAACCGUCUCUGCGUAUAACUUGCAGUUUAUACCCAUUGCAGAGGACGUUAUAUCGUUAGAGAAUGAUAAUGCCUUCAAGGAAUUGUGGGUGGACGGAGACGAAACUGUGAUCUUCGACUCUGCUCAAGCACUCAUCACGUUGGAGAAACUUUUCGGUCUCUUCCCUCGAAUAGUAGGCAAAGGCGAUUACGCUGCUCGACUUGCAACAUUAUUGACACGACAUACAUCGACGAGCAUAUCAGACAAUUCGUCGAACAACUUGUUAGGUCAAGCUUCCGAGAAGUUUGACUCUCUAAUUAUACUUGAUCGCCGAGUGGAUAUGAUCACUCCGCUUCUUACUCAAUUGACAUAUGAAGGCCUGAUUGACGAACUCGUCGGAAUCAAGAACUCCCACGUUGAAGUUCCCGCCUCUCUGCUCGCAACGCCUGCCGCUCCUAAUGCAACACCUUCAGGGAGUGGACCUCCAACCGACCCUACGACCUCGACUGCUCCCGCCUCUUCGUUGAUGAAAGAGAAAAAGAAGAAAUAUCACUUGACAUCCACCAUUGACCCACUUUUUGCUGAGCUGCGAGAUCUCAAUUUCUCGUCUGUAGGUAAGAAGUUGAACCAGGUGGCGAGACGACUGGAUGAGGAUUACAAGGGUAGACAUCAGGCGAAGACCGUUGCACAGUUGAGGGACUUCGUGGGUAAACUGGGUGGACUUCAGACUGAGCAUCAGUCAUUGCGGCUUCAUACCGGUCUUUCUGAGAUGAUCGUUCCCAUGACACGGACAGAAGAGUUCAACAAGUCGCUUGAGAUCCAACAAAACCUCUUAGCAUCGUACGAUGUAAACCGCCAAAUUUCCGCCAUCGAGGACCUCAUAAACCAGGGUGCCGAUAUGCAAACCAUCUUGCGACUGUUAUGCCUGGCAAGCAUCAUCACCGGAGGUAUAAAAACAAAGACCCUCGACAUCAUCAAGCGUGAGAUUCUUCAGGUAAGUUUUGUUGCAGUGACGGCCUCUUCGUUGCUGAAAAUGAUACAGUCAUACGGAUACAACUACCUCCCCCUCCUGCUAUCACUUUCAUCGCCACCCUUAUCGGCCCUUGUCCCUAACCCACUGCCAGCAUCGACGCCACCCUCCAUCGUCACUGCCUCCAAAUAUCCCUACACAUCGCUUCGGAAGUCUUUACGGCUUCUCAUUGAGGAUCCAGACCCCAUGGAAGAACUCGAGAACGACAUAUCCUACGUCUACAGCGGAUAUGCGCCUAUCAGCGUCCGAUUAAUCCAAUGUGUAGCUCAGAAGGGUGGGGUGUUGAGCAAUCCAGCUGGUGACAAGGACAAGAAGAUCAACAUCCCUGCCGAUACUGAAACAAGCGGUGGUGCAAAGGGUAAGGGGGUAGCUGACGCCAAAGUACGGGCACAUCCCAUCGUGGGGUGGAAGGGCUUUGAGGAUGUCGUGGCGAGUAUUCCGGGAGAGACUGUGGAUAUUGUGCAGAAGAUUCCGGGCAGCUCGGAGAGUCAUGUUCCUGCCGUGUCAAACCUCCUGCUACCAGGAGAACAGUCUUCCACCACCUCAGUAUUUUUCCUUGGUGGUUGUACAUACACGGAGGUCGCUGCUUUGCGAUGGGUGGGAAGGCAGAACAAGGGUCGUAAGUUCCUGAUUGCCACGACAGGCAUAAUCAGUGGUUCUAGUAUGAUCGACAGCAUUGCAGGAAUCGGUGGAACGACAUCCGGUUCAAGGGACGCCGGGUUGUGAGCAGGAGCUUCCCAUGAACCAGAGCGUAGGAUCGUUAUGUCAUUGUUGAUGUUCGUUCCUUGAAGCAAAUAUACCUCAUUUUUGUCCUACUCCCAAAAGUUGCUGAACGCACUUGCACUGUAAAGGGAUUGAACCCACGGUGGAGAGGUACCUGGCUAUG
Messenger RNA from Somion occarium, 2426 nucleotides. The record is from the annotation of a GenBank genome assembly. Lineage: Eukaryota; Fungi; Basidiomycota; Agaricomycetes; Polyporales; Cerrenaceae.